Messenger RNA from Somion occarium, 2932 nucleotides. The record is from the annotation of a GenBank genome assembly. Lineage: Eukaryota; Fungi; Basidiomycota; Agaricomycetes; Polyporales; Cerrenaceae.
CGCCACGUUCCGUGAUUCCGUUUGUACAAGUAGGAGGUGUAUUCUGUCCACAUGCCCUGAUCUCGUCUUCGUACUUUCAGUUUUUGCCUUCCUCUCCAGCCCUCGGGCUUCGUUCCUGGCUACCUUCACCUGUCUCCUUUCCGAGCAUAUCCUCUAUUUCGCCGGCGAGCUCAAACUGGCACCGCUUGACUCUCUUUUCUUUCUUUGUGCGCAGUUAUUUUCACAGCUUCUCCGAGCCCGUCGCUGCUCUUUCUAGUAUUCUACUUUCUCUCUUUAUUUCCUAUGGCCGAGAAAUCUACCGUCCCCUCGGGUCAUCAGCAUCCGACAAGCUUACAGAGAGGGAAGGCAUGUCUGCGGUGUAGAAAGCGCAAAAUGAGGUGCGACGGGUCCAAACCCGCUUGUGCCCAGUGCGUUAGAGCGAAGAAGUCCGACGCUUGCGAGUACGAUGAUGGCAAGGGCAAGACCAGAACGCAACUCAUGCGAGAGCACAUCGCUCGUCUUGAGUCAAGGAUCAAGGAGCUCGAGAUGCCAGAGAUGGCCACUUCGCCCCCUAUUACUCUCUUUGACCCUCAUGCACCCGCCUACUUCUCAGAGUCUUCUUCCCCUUCAAGCCAUAAUUCGCCAUCAACACUCAGCUUGUCCGCUUCUGCGUCGCCUUCCCCUUUUCCUCUGGACAUGGAUUCAUCGCCUUGGGAUGCACAGUGGGCUAGCAUGACCGAUUUCCCCGCCUUGGGCAGUGUGGCUGACUCUUAUGGCUCGGAGGAUCCGCCUCUCGAACUCGCCCAGAUGUUAUUGGACAUUUUUCUUCCUCAUCGGCACCAAUGCGGUUUUGAGGUACACGUCGGUCGUCUGAGAGAGUCACUCACUCUUCCCCGAUCGGAACAACGUCACCCGGUACUGAUGAACUCUAUUUAUCUCUGGGCGUGCUACCUUUCUCGGCCAACUUCGCUGUGUGAACACGAACCUCUUUAUCUUUCCCGCGCACUUGCAGCUGUCAGCGACGCGAUUUCGAACCCUGCAAAGGUUGUCGAUUUCAUUCAAGCAUCGUGCCUUCUUGCGAUAUACUUUCUGUCCAAUGGGCGAGUCUUUGAGGGAAGCUAUCAUGCCAGCGUAGCUGCCUCCCUUGCGAUUCAAUGGGGAUUGCAUCAAGUGGGAGCUGAAGACUGUACUCCGAGGAACGUAAUUUCAGAACGGUCGGCGUUUAGACUAGAUCCCGCAAAGGACUCGAUCGAGCAAGGGGAACGCAUUCUGACCUUUUGGCAAGUCUACAACCUUGACCGCUGCUGGUCUGUGGCGCUUCAGCGUCCUGCAACGUUACCCGACAGCAAGCAUCCCUGGACUGCUGUAAGCACCCCAUGGCCGCAGCGGAUGGAAGAAUACGAGACGGGUGAGCUAGACAUUGGUCAUGGAUCUCCCACUAUUCAAGCUUUCUUCGCACCUCAAGGCCAUGUGCAGAACGUUACGGGCGGAUUUUCGUCUCUGGCUAUGCGAGUCAAGGCGUCAGCCCUUUUCGAAGGUGCCAGCAGGCUAUCGUCAAGCUGGUCCCCUCGACUUUCUUCUUCUUCCUCCUUCACUGAUAGCUUUAGGACCAUCGAACAUACGAUUACACGAUUCACCACGACGUUACUGCCGCUGCAUCAACUUGCAGCAACGAUGCCUGACGACAAGUACCAUCUCAUUGCGAUACACAGUCUAGCGCAUGCCUCUAUGAUUUGUCUUCAUGAACAUUUCCUGGAUGAUCAAGUCUCCCGUGAAGUCUUGUUGCGCGGUGCUCGCUCUAUCGUUGCUGUUGCAAAGUACAUUGGUGAUGCGGAUUACGAUUUCCUUGAUCCGCUCAUUGGGUAUUGUUGGGUAUCAGCCGCCCGCAUUCUCAUUACAGACCUCGUGCAACUUCAGGCUACCUGGCCAAUGGCAAACACGUCAGAAAUACGUGGCGAGAUUGGCACCCUACUGUACUCCUUGACGAAGCUUAGCACAAGGUUUCCUCUACUGGCAUGUUGUUGUAACUCUCUUCACAGGCUUCCAAGCGUCAAAAGUACAAAAGCUUCUGGAUGCGAAUCAGCUGGGUCAGUGAGAACUCAGUCUGAGUUCGUCGGCGCACCGCACAAGAACACGACAAUGUGUGCCGAUGAUCCUAUCACCAUCGGAGAACGGACCAAUCUCGCGAGCACGAGGGGUUGUCAUCUUGCUGGAUCAACAAACAUAACGGCGACUAUUGCCCGCAUUUCUUCAAGACUGUUAUCAACACUUUACGUCCCUUGACGAGGCCGCCUUCUUCGCGAGCGGGAUUGUUUUCGUCCCGCCUUCGCAACUAUCUUCCCCUUCCCUGUCAAAUCUACUUUUCUUCAAGCGAGCAUGGACUCUCGACUCAAAAACGAAUUGAACUGCUGGACACUUUUCUUUUUGCUUCGGUAUGGCCUUUGGACCGAACCGACUAUUGACUUUUUCUUUUCUUCGCUUUUAGCAUCUAAUGCUAUGGACCUCGGAUUUUCCGGACUUUGAAUGGACUUACUAUACGGACGAUCUCGGACUAUUUUUUUCUUUUCCUCGGACAUUCCUAUACCUGUACUACUCGCAUUGCUGCGUUUUCCACAGCAAUUUUUUCGGACGAUCUCGGACUAUUUUCUUCUCUUCCUUUCGUUUCCUAUGUAGAACUAGACGUUUCUCGUCUCGUACUAGGUACCCAUAUUUGUUUCCAUCACCACGUUGACUUUUCAACUGUAUACAUUGGGGCUUUUGGUCGUACAUACUCACACAUUCACUUAGUAGCUAGCACAUUGACACUUCUCAUUCGAACACUCAUCUUGUCACUAGUACAAUGUCGUUGUACUUACAUCAGUAACAAAAAAACUCAAUCAUCUGUACUUCGUCGCUCUUUAGAACUCUUCUAAUUGACGCUUCUACACGUCUCUUUCGGCUUGCCGUUUGCCAC